Molecule: messenger RNA, 3717 nt
Organism: Tyto alba (common barn owl)
Lineage: Eukaryota; Metazoa; Chordata; Aves; Strigiformes; Tytonidae
Gene: SLC17A9
Product: solute carrier family 17 member 9
Exons: 13
Coding region: 116-1459 (447 amino acids)
Biological process (GO): transmembrane transport
Cellular component (GO): membrane
Molecular function (GO): transmembrane transporter activity
Source: RefSeq, a predicted model, not a curated record
CGCUGACACGUGGCCGCGAUCGGCGAAGGGGGAGGGAGCCGGCGGCCGCCGCCGCGAUGUGAAGCGGGGGAGGCGGAAGGCGCCGCCCGCAUGGCCGCGGGUGCCGGCGGCAGGAAUGGGGCCGGUGGGCAGCGCCGAGCACGGCCCCCGGGCCGCGCAGCACGACGGCCCGAGGAGGGAUGGCGGCGGGGACCCGUACUGGUCCAGGACCGAGUCCCGUGUCUGGACGGUGAUGUUGCUGCUGGGGACGUGCCUGCUGUACUGCGCCCGCGUCACCGUGCCCAUCUGCGCCGUCGCCCUGAGCACCCACUUCAGCUGGGACAAGAAGCAGUCUGGCAUCGUGCUCAGCAGCUUCUUCUGGGGCUACUGCUUGACACAGAUUAUCGGAGGACAUAUCAGUGACCAAAUAGGAGGUGAGAAAGUCCUCCUCCUCUCGGCAUCAGCCUGGGGGUUCCUCACGGUGCUCACCCCUCUGCUCACCCACAUCACUUCUGCCCAUCUCGUUUUUAUGACCUCCUCCAGGUUCCUUAUGGGGUUGCUGCAAGGGGUGUAUUUCCCAUCCCUGGCCAGCCUGCUGUCCCAGAAGGUCCGGGAAAGCGAGCGAGCCUUCACCUACAGCACAGUGGGGACUGGCUCACAGUUUGGGACGCUGGUGAUCGGUGGUGCGGGAUCUCUCCUCCUGGACUGGUAUGGCUGGGAGAGCGUUUUCUACUUCUCCGGUUUGCUCACUUUGCUCUGGGUUUACUGCACCUGCAAGUACCUCCUGAGUGAGAAAGAACUCAUCAUCCCCAUGGACUAUUUAAUGAGAGGCCUCUCAAUCUCCAAGCAGACCAAAGUUCCCUGGAAGCAGCUGUUUAAGAAGGCACCGAUAUGGGCUGUCAUCAUCGCUCAGCUUUCUACAGCCAGCACGUUUUUCACUCUUCUCUCCUGGCUGCCAACUUUCUUUAAGGAAACUUUCCCCGAGUCAAAGGGUUGGGUGUUUAAUGUAGUCCCCUGGCUGGUUGCAAUUCCUACAAGCUUGUUCAGUGGAUUUCUGUCAGAUCAUUUAAUCAACCAAGGGUACAAAACCAUCACCAUUCGUAAGUUCAUGCAGGUUAUUGGUUCUGGCGUCUCAAGCAUUUUUGCCUUGUGCCUGGGCCAGACCUCCAGUUUUUGCAAAGCAAUAGUGUUUGCCUCUGCCUCUGUUGGGCUUCAGACCUUCAACCACAGUGGCAUUUCAGUAAAUGUACAGGAUCUGGCCCCCUCGUGCGCCGGCUUACUGUUCGGUGUUGGGAAUACGGGUGGAGCCCUCCUAGGUGUCAUUUGCGUGUACUUGGCUGGCUACCUGAUUGAAACAACUGGCUCCUGGAUUUCUGUUUUUAACCUGGUGGCUGCUGUUAACAGCAUUGGCCUCUGUGCAUUCCUCAUGUUUGGAGAGGCCCAGAGGGUGGACACAGACUCGGCAUAUAUGGACCUCUAGAGAUGAGUCCAUCAAGCAGCCAAAGGACAGGAGAGUGUCAUGACUAUGUGUCAUUGUCGCACAAGUGCCAAAGAACAUUUUUUUUUUUUUCAGGUGUUUAACAGGAAAAAAAUAUGCUGAGACCAAGUGCAUAAUGGGUCUGGAUGAAACCCAUGGGAGAAAAGAAAUUUAGAGUUUAUUUUUUGCUCAGGGCAUAGCUGACGGCCUGUAGAGCCGUCCAGCUCAGCAUCUCCAGUGAGGAUACGGCCCGUGUGACCGGUUUGCCCCAGUCCACGUCUAGUGGACAAGUAGCCACGUGGCCAAAGCAGCUUACCCGGCUGGUCACCGAAGGCUCCCGCGGUUUGCAGCUGUGCCCCGGCGCGGUGGCUCGCCGAGGGGAGCUGCUUGGCCGUGCUGGGAGCAGGUCCCUCCGUGCUCUGCCACCCUGGGACCGCAGGGAAGGUGGCCGGCUCUCGGGCUGCCACGCGACACGUGUCCUCUGAACUACAUGAAAGGAACAACCCAAACGAAUGUACCUCUGACCUUCACCCUCCCUCGCGUGCCUUCAUUUUGCGGUCUGCUCGGCAGGUACAAGCCAGGUGUACGUGGGAACGGGUUGUGAGAUGAAUUCAAGGUUUCCCUUCCCAGGAAGUCUUCCGGCUGGAUGUCUGCUGUGGUCCCAGGGGCGUGAGGUUGCAUCAAUUCUGCCUUCCCCGCGCUUGCGCUGAGCCGGGAGGCUGCCGAGCCGGCUGCUCAAACCAGCUGAGCCCCUUCUUUGCUCAAGGGCAGAGCUCAAGGGCUCCCUCCUCUCCCGGGUCGCUUUAACUCCAGCCCCGAGCCAAGGCAGACCAUCUCCAACGUGAGAGCAGAGGAAAGCUGCAGUCAGCCCUGGUCAGGCUUAGCUGGGCUGACCUUGCGGUGCAGGCGCAGCCGAGGAAUCCCCUGGGAGCUGUUUUGCCAUAUGCUGUGAAUGUAUAGGAGGAACAGGUCAUGUUCUGUGCUAUGGAUCUAUACUCCCGAAUGCUUUCUGCUUGAUUAGAUGUGUCCUCCACAUGCUCUCAAAGGGGCACAGGAGACUUUCCUAAGAGCCUGCAGUGGGCGGGUUUUCUUUCUACCUUAAGUGUAAAGCAAAUUUCUGCAUCAGGGAUCCAUAGUACCGGAUGUGUAUCCCUGUGGUUCCCUGUGUCAGAGGGAAAUACUUGGCUGUACACGCCUCUGAGCCUGAAUGUCUUAAGUUAUUUAUAAAUAUUUUUAAAUUUAAGUACCAAAUUCUAUAUUUUAUGGACUUGAGGCCUGAUUCUGCAUGCUUAUUUUACGUGGUACUCCCACCAAAACCCACAGUAUUUCUAGAAGGGAAGGAUUUACCAGCCUACAGUUUCUGGUUUUGUAGGAUCUAUUUUAAAUAUGACAUUUCAUAUUGAAGCAAUUCCGUGCUUUUCCUCCCACCCCUUGCUUACAGCCUGAAAGGAUCUCUUUGAUUUCUCUAAUGCUUACCAGAAAACUUCAGCUGAGACUUGGGAGCAGAUUUCCUAACGGACCUUGCUGUGCAGGAAAGCUAUAGGUUCAGAUUCAUUGUCCUUAAAAAAAAGAAUUAUCCCCUGCUUCUCCUUUUGUUUUGGCCAAAUUUCUUCUUGGAAGAUAUGUCAGAGCCACAUUAAGUUUCUGAAUAGCUGGGUUUAUAAUGAAAAUAAUGGCAGCCUUUUAAUUGCAGAGACACUAAUGGGUGCCACUAAGCUAAGCUGAGCUACUUAUUGGGGGGUAUUAAGAGAUAAAGAUACAACUGCCUAAUGACUUUGCAAGAGAAUAUAGGAUCAAUGUGGCCUGAUUGGGAGCCAGAGAGAUAAGAAAGUAUUUUCUACUCCUUCUGUGCCUUUUUCUCUAAAAGGCUGGUUGCUACCAUAGGUACAACCCUGUAUCUUGGGUGCUGCAGAACCAGGACACACAAACGCUGCUGGGAAGCCUCUUAAAAUCAGCGGGUGAAAUGGGGAGGGCACACAGAGCAAAUGCAAACCAGGCUUGCCAAAGAGGCCUGAGGCUGUGCAGCCAUCUCUGCCAGCCUUGUCCCUUGUCCAGCCUGAGCAGAUUGUUUGCACGGCCUUUUCUAUAGUGACAUAGUUAAAAAAAAAAGGUGCUUUUUUUAAAAAAUAUUUUCCCUGGCUGUUCAGUGUUGCAGGUCAGGAGCACAAGGAGUGGAUUCUGGUUCUCUCUGCUGGUCGCACCAUUUCUUGUGGAAGAGUUGAUAAGUUUAAACCACUCGCAUUGGAACCAGGCAGCUUGGC